AUGAUAAAAUUGGUUUCGGUGUUAAGAAUAGAAGACUCCAAGUUCAAACGUGACAUCAAUCAGUUUAUUUUUUGUCGCUUCGAGAAGGUGAGUGGAAGAGAGGGGGAGAUCACACGUCGAAGGAGCUCUUUUUACUUGAGAUCUCUCUUUAACCACAUGACUGCUAGGACUUCCUUUUCUUUAUUCUUACUUUUUUAUGGGUAUUUUAGGGUUUUAAAGGGUUUUAUUUACUUGUUGACUAAUAUUUUAAAAGUUGGUACUUUUUAAAACCUUUCUCAUAAACGUUUUUAAAAAUUAUAUUUUUAAUUAGUAACUGUAGUAUUGUUACUAAAACCUUUUUUUUAAAUAAGUGGAUGUUUUACUAACCCUAAUAAAUUUAAAUCGUUUGUGGUUUGUGCAUUAAGUCAGGUAGAAUCUUUUUUUUAUUAACGAAAAUAAUUCUUUUUACGCUGUUACUACUUUUGAUUACUUUCAUAUACGUCGAUGAAACUGUAUAAUUAUUUUUGCAUUAUUUACAGCGUUAUUUUAGCUAGACAUGAGAAACGGGCCGGGCCGGGCCCAAUUUUCAGGCCCGGCCCGAUCGGAAUUUUGCUCAAGGCCGGCCCGUUUCUCAUGUCUAAUUUUAGCCACUUUUUGUAAGAAAAGAAAAUAUUCUUUUUAAAAAAUUAAUUUACUAAUAAAGGGUUGGCGUUAUUGGCAUUCUGCACUACGCGUUCCCGCCUCCAUCAAUUUUUUGUUUUUUAGUGAUCCUUUACAUAGUUUCAUUUUUACAUUCCAUUAAAUGUAAAUAACGUUAAGAAUAUACCGCUAUUCCUUAUUAUUAUUCGUGUUUAAUAAUUUUUUACUUGCGUUAGACAAAGAUUCUUCCUAUUAUUUUAUUUUUUUCAGAGUUUAAUUUUGAUUGAAUGAAGUGGACUGAUUCGGCGUAGAAAGCAAACCAAACAAGAAUUGAUAACGGGUCCUACUGAUUCUGGUAAGUGAAUAAUUUGUUUAUUUUAUUCUUUCAAUGUUUAGCCGUCGUAUGGCCAGUUGUUUUGAUUUUUUCAGCGCAAAAGUUGGCUUAAACAUUCAAAAAUGCGCUGAGAUGGCAUCUGUAAUAUCCAAACGCUUUCUCAGCUAGCUUUUUCGUUUAUAGGAUUUGAAAUUACUUUAGUUAGAUUUACUGAAAACUAGCGUUUAUUUUUCGGCUUUGGGUUUAGGUAUCUUUGUAGGUAUUAUUUUUUCGAGUUAUAUUGUUUUAGGAUAAAAUUUAGGAACCACGUUGAUUUAAUUAACUUUCUUAUUUUUCUGUUUUCUUUUAUAAAUUGAUAGAUUUAUAUGUACUAGCUUUCAGUAUUACUCAUCUUGUUUAUAAAAGAGUUUAUCGUGAAAAAUGAACAGAAGCACUUUAUGUUUGUGUUCAAUAGUUGGAGUUAGUCAUAUAAAAUUAGUUGGGUAAACUUUUUUGAAAAUAAAUGAACAGUUGGCGAGAAAUAAGGGUUUGAUUGUUAACUAUGUUUGCAUGAUUUGAAAUUCAUUUUAACAGCUAAGGUUAUAAUUUUUAAAUUAUAAGAUUAACUUUUGUUAGCUACUUUUUUUCAGACGGGAUGGAGGAACGAACACUGCCGAUUACUCGCCAAGACCUUACAGUGCAAAGCCGCGCACACGGUCACCAUCCUUCUGCAUCUAAUGCAUCGCAAAUCAGUACGUCCAGCUCGUCCAACACCGACGAGUCGGAGGAAAGCUAUUUGGACUCGUUGGAAGAGGGUCGCGCACCGUUAUUAGGCGAAGACGAAGAGGACAAUCGACGGACUCAUUAUUGCGAUGACAACAACGCACGGCAUCAUAGGUUUCCCAAGGAGCGAUUUAAAACUGUGGUAAGGUAGUUACACGUUAUAAGAAGCAGUUUGAAAUAAAGCUUUCUAGAUAAAUUAUAAUUAAGUUCGGUGUUUUAUAUAAAAAUUGUGAAAAAUGCUUUAAUGCUAAUUUUCAGAUAGCGUGUGUUUUGCUAUUUGUUGCUGGCUGCUCAAACGACCUGGUUUUGUCCUAUAUUCAUGACUUUGUGCCAGAAACAGCUCCUCUUCCUGACGUUGUGUUUGCCAACACUCCGUACAAACCUGGACUUUUAAAGAUUAGCGAAUACUUGAUGUUGUCGUCGUUUGCCGGCCUCAUGUUGCUCACAUUACUACACAAACAUCGUUGGAUUGUGUUGCGACGAAUAGCGACCAUAGGAUCUUUGUUAUACUUUGGGCGGUGUGUUACAAUGUUUGUCACCCAAGUUCCGGUGGCUGAUCAAAACUAUUAUUGUUCGCCAAAAUUGUCGGUACGUUUUUAUCAAAUUUAUGAUUUUGAGCUUGUGUGAUUCACGAGUUAUGAAGUUUUUUGUCUUGCUUUAAAAAGCAUUUUGAAAAUAUUAUAAAUUUCACGAUAUUUUGGUAAUUUUAGGGGGUUAAUAACAAUAACUUCUUAUUAACGUUGCAUUUUUAGGGAGAAAAUCGUACGAUAGGUGCUAUAUUCUUACGUGCUUUACGCGUAUUAAGCGGUGUUGGAUUGUCUAUAAACGGAAAACACACAUUAUGUGGUGACUACAUCUACAGUGGGCAUACUGUAGUGUUUGUUACGUGUUACUUGUUUAUACGUGAAUGUAAGUUUUUGUUUUUUUUUAAUUUUUGCAUAAAUAUAACUUUUAAGUUUGAAUUUUACUCUGGUUUUUAAGACAGCCCAAGGCGGUGGAAACUGCUUCAUUACACAUCGGCAGUGGCAUCUUUAGUUGGCGUAACAUGCGUGGUAAUAUCACGGGGCCACUACACGGUGGAUGUGAUUCUGGCCUACUGGAUCAGUACACGUGUUUUUUGGCAAUACCAUACAAUGGCUGCGUUUGCUGUACUAAAAGACGGACGGAACGAGAAUAAUCACUUGAUGAAAGUGAUAUGGUUUCCAUUGUUUAAGUUUAUGGAGAUCAAUGUGCUCCGACCGUUGCCUCGACAGUAAGUUUGGUGUUGUUAUCGAUGAAGAAAAUUAAGGAUUUGUAAAAAUAACAUAUCUAAAAUAAUUUUAAUUAAUAAUAUUUGUUUUAGCAAUAAACAUUAUCAACGAUUAAUUUUCAGUUAUGGGUUACCAGCACCGCUAGAUCGUGUCAAACGGCUACGUUUCCCUAAGCCUAACAAUCGUUAA
Bursaphelenchus okinawaensis is the source of this 3153-nucleotide messenger RNA. The record is from the annotation of a GenBank genome assembly. Lineage: Eukaryota; Metazoa; Nematoda; Chromadorea; Rhabditida; Aphelenchoididae.